Messenger RNA from Topomyia yanbarensis, 5725 nucleotides. RefSeq lists its product as uncharacterized. Lineage: Eukaryota; Metazoa; Arthropoda; Insecta; Diptera; Culicidae. The record is from RefSeq and is a predicted model, not a curated record. Gene Ontology annotation, biological process: synapse organization. The transcript has 9 exons. The coding region runs from base 2225 to 3628 and encodes 467 amino acids. Gene Ontology annotation, cellular component: neuron projection membrane.
UGCGGUAAGGAUCCUUGAGCGCCCAGUCAGAGCCAGACAUGUUGUAUGGUCGGUUCGGGGGAAAUUUCCCACCAUCAACAGCACGAGGUGUGUGUGAAUCUCGCGUUGUCGCGUUGUAGUCGCGUAGUCUAUGAUUCGUUCCGGUGAAUAAAUCCGCGUUCCACGAACCUUUGCUGGGAAUUUUUCGUAUUUUUUCAAACCCCGCUGAGACGUGAUUGUGAUUUUGGAUUGAAUUCCGUGAAGCCCUGAUGUUUUCUGUAAUGGUUAUUCGUCCGUUUCCCGAGUGCACCCCGGUCCGGGGAUGCUGCUGCAGAAGCCGGAUAAGUUUGACAGCUGGCUCCCCAGGAGGGUGUUUUAUGUAAUCCCGCAGGUUUUUUCUGUUUGUUUCGCCGUUGGGCGGAAGUAUCACGAAAUUUCGGCCCGUGACAGGGCAGCGUGUGGAGAACAGGGAAUGUAACAGGAAGAAAAAAUAUCAGUCAUUGUUUUUUGUGUCUCCAUUGGGAUUAGUGAAGUGAAACGAACGAAUAGGCGAAAAGCGGUGAGCUGGAAAAAAAAACCUCCCACAGUCUGACCGGCACACUGAAAGGAAAGGGGGUGGCGGAAGUUCCUAUUCCGAAAAAAAAAGUUUUUUUCUCUCUCUAAAUUGCCAUUGUUUUUCACGCUGCUCGGAGGAGGAGUGAAAGUCCCGCCGGCGGGGUCGUUUGUUCUUUUUGUUUCCUGUUGUUGCCCACCGACGACAGCUAGUAAAGAAAGUCAUCUGAUUAUUCAAUUUGGUUGUGGUCGUACGCGCGAAACGAGAAAAAACGUGAAAUUUUCCCGCAAACACGGAUAUAACUGGAUGUGGUGAAGCAGAAGAAGAAAAAAAUGCUAACGAGUGAAAUGUUGGUGCGUUUGAAAAUUUGUUUUGGCGGUUCCGAACGGUACCGCGGGCGAAAAUAAAACGUGACAAAAAUGUGGAUGUGAAACAAUUUUUUCGACAGCUGAACCAGCGCUUUCCGCGAAAUGCCACCGCAACUAACCUUGGGUGCGGAAAAAAUAAGCCUAAUGAAUUAGCAGAAUUUGGAAUAGACGUGGAGGCGCAUCAUCCAACGACGCAAGCAGAUUAAACGAAGAACAAAAACGUGUAGUGUCUAACUGUUGAACUUAAAAAAGUAAAGUACUUUUUCUGUAAAUGAAAAGCGAGUGAUGUAGGUUUACGAAUUGCAACGGAAACACAACCUUACGCUGGGAUCGUGGACAACUCGACCCACUUGUUGUUAAAAAGGUCAGAUCCUCCCGGCUCGCAGCGGAAGAUUUCCAGUGAAUCCUGCAGCACAUCAUCGCCAUUCCGUCGCAGUAUCCUGCAGCCCUCGAGAAAGUGGUCGGUAACUCGGUCGAAGCAGCAGAAGUUCCCCCCGUUCGAAGUGUCGUGAGUGGUGCUGUCCCUUCCCGAGUGCUGACGGAGGUCAUUAGGUGUGAAAAGGUCUCUCGAACAUCGCGCUGCAGAAGAAGAGUUUCUUUAGUGAAGUUAAGAAAAAAAGUAAGACACGGAUAAAAUCACCACCCAUUAGUCACAAUAAGGUCUACUCGGGUGUUCGCGUGAAGGUGCCAGCAUUUGGUGGAAGGGGGUAGGUGAAAACCUAGACGAAUCUGACCACGCGACGAGGUGCUGCGGGAAAAUUGUGAUUUAUUUUAUUUGUGUUCAUAUUUUUUUCGUGCCCUGGUCGGCAUGAUUUGGAUUUUCGCUUUUGGCCUGAGCGACCCGAAAGGUUCCACUGUGUCGACAAAUAAGUUUUAAGACGGGUCGUGAAAAGAGCUGCCGGAACCGGUAGAGAAGAAAACCGUGAAAAUAUAUCAUUAUUAAUGCCACUUUUUAUUUUGCCUAAUUUUUUACCGGUCCGCUCCUUUCGUGCCCCCCCCCCCAAACGCCUCUCUCGUCAAGUACAAGGCGCGAAAACAUGAAACACGUGCAAAGGAAUUUUCUCUAAUGAGGGCAAUAAAUCUACGCGAGGGGAAAAAUGCGUCGACUGGAGCGUGUCACCGUGGAAAACAAGCAUCAUCGUAACGAGCCCACAUUUGUCACAAAUCAAACAUUGCUGGCAAGGAAGCGGAACGGAAUGAGCACCGUAUCCAGGUACUAACAAACAGAGCAGCAGUAGCAAUUUACCAAGGUUCAAAUCAAAUAAAGUGAGUUUCCCCGCACGAAGAAACCGAAUCACGAGAAAGGCAAAUAUUAAAUUAAACAAUGUGCAACGACAACGACGCUAGGACAAGGACAACAACUCGUCCGAGAGUGACCGCGAGUUUGAUACCGACCUUCCCGAUGGUGCUGCUGUUAGUGACACUGAACGUAAACCGGGUGCUGGCGGACGCUGAUCCAGCGUUGCACCGGACCGGCGUAGAUAAACUCGCAUCGGUCGAAGCAGGCCAAGACGAGCUCGAACGAUUAUAUCAUUACGGCAUCACUGCACCGUCGUCCGCACCACCACUACCACCCUCAUCAUCUAGACAGUCGUCCUCCGCCAUGUCAGCCUCGCUGUCAAGUGGAUCGGGCUCGAUGGCGAUGGUGUCCGGGACCGGUGGCGCCACCAGCAGCGCCGAGAAGCCUUAUUUUGACGAUAUCAGCUCGCGCAAUGUUACAACCCUGGUGGACGAUACGGCCGUGCUCAAAUGUCGUGUCAAACACAAAGGCGACCGAACGGUCUCUUGGAUGCGCAAACGAGACCUCCACAUACUGACGUCCAACAUCUACACCUACACCGGAGAUCAACGCUUCUCGAUUAUACAUCCGAUCGAUUCGGACGACUGGGACCUGAAAAUUGAGUACGCCCAGCAAAAGGACAGCGGAAUCUAUGAGUGUCAGGUCAACACUGAACCGAAAAUCAACUUGGCUGUCUACCUGGACGUCACAGAGGAACGUGAUUUCGUCCAAGCCUCCGGAGGGAAGCACUUUAUCGGCACCGCCGGACUAGAUUUCCUGUCGACGGUUGCCCGAGCGAAAAUCAUCGGCUCCCAGGAGGUGCACGUGAAGAAGGGCAGCACCAUCUCCCUGUCCUGUGUGGUAAACGUGCAUGCCUCGUCCAUCUCGUGGUACCACGGUUCAUCGGUGGUCGACUUCGACUCGGCCCGGGGAGGCAUCAGUCUCGAAACGGAGAAAACUGAAGGCGGCACCAGCAGUCGACUGAUGCUAACGAGAGCCACCCUCCGAGACUCGGGCAAUUACACCUGCGUCCCCACAACAGCUGCCUCCGCCAGUGUACAGGUUCACGUUCUAAACGGUGAACAUCCUGCUGCAAUGCAGACGAGUAGCGGAGUGUUCUGUCCAUCGUGUUACGUACUUGUUUUUAUACUAGCAUCACUAAAUAGUUGUAAUUUUAGUAAAUUAAUCUACUUCAUAUCAGUCAUGCACGAAACGGUCCGCUUCGUGCUAGUGCCAGCGACAGUCAGUCUUCUAAUUUGUAUCCGUCGCCGGUUCAUCUGUACUCGUCCUAUCAUUCCUUCCAGUGACAGCAGUGCCAGUACCGGAAGCAGUUACGACAUCCGAUCAGUUUCUUCCUGUCAUCGUCACCAUCAUCCCACCACCCAGCUCAGCUCAGAACUCAGUGCGGAAUGCUUGAACCGGGUACCAAUGUUGCAGCGGAAAAGAUGAUCCCCUCGCUAGCUACGUUUCAUGAGACAAUGUAGAACCUGAUUCACCAACAUCAUCAUCAUCUUCAUCUACAUCGUCAUCGGUUCUUUCAUUACUGCGCAUCAUCAACGUUUAUUGUGUCUGUGAAUAGUAGCAGUAAAUAGAAGCAGAAUAGUGAGUAACUAAAAACCUACAACAGCAAAAGCAUACCAACACGGCAGUGAGUGCUGUUUUCUUCGACAAACUAAAUACAGUGUUAACUGAAAUGAGGAAUUUUCUAUUUUUCAUACGUCCAACGAGUGACAUCGUUCCCCGCAUACCCUUUCCGAAUGAAAAUGUUUCCCUGCAGAUAAUGUGGGAGGUGGUGAUUUUUAAUGGGGAUAGCUUAAAUUAACUAAACUUUCGAUCAUGAUUAAUUUGAUUUCUAUUUUGGUUUGUGAAUUAACAGCAGAAAACAUCAUCCCUAGAUUUUUAUGAAAUAGUUUUCAUUUUUUUUUUUUUUUAUUAAAAAACGGUUGAAAAGUAUUGUUUACGUUUCAAUUUAAGUCACAUGGGGCAACUUCUUCUACAUGGAGACAAAGUUCUCUAAAAAUGCUUAUCUUACCACAUCCAGUUCCUUCGGUCCAUGGCUGUUCAUUGUCAACCUUCCAGGGUGGAAAAUUCCCUUCAACUAGCUCGAUCCACCGCGCUGGAUGAGUUUCCAAAACUAUGCAGUUCAAAUCACUAUGCAAAAAAUAUUUUCAGCUGUUUUAUGCUUGCACUCGAUGCUCUCACUAUUCUCCAGGAGGGUCUGGAUCUUCUAUAUGGGUGUUCGGCUGCAUCAGGCCGAAACCACGAUGAUAGACUUCUUCGCUCCGAGGUGAAGUCGGUGGCAAUUACAAGCCAUCGAACGAAGUUGCUGCACUGCUUUCGCUAUGCGUUGAUGAACUGAUUGACUGUCAUUUUUUCUGUACAUAGCCUACUUAUAUUUAUUACCGAUUCACCGGUGGACCCAUCACCACGUGGCAGUAUAUUCGCGUGAAAAAUCGGUGAGUUCGUAUGGAAAGAAGGCGGUAAAAAUAUUUAAAGUUCGGUCAAAUUUAAGAAUGUAUUGAAGCAUUUCUUCAACUAUCUGUGUUGUGUGACAAAACCCGGGCAUAUUUUAGGAUUCAUUAUCUUAGUUUAUGUUUUGUAGCAGCUAACAAGUCGCGCUGUAUGAACAAAUCAAUAGUUUUAGUAACAACAACCACCACCUUCCACACCACGUGUCCCAACAAUUCAUUCAGCAAAUCUUUGUAUAAAAUAAAAAAAAAACAAAAUAAAAAUCAUAAAGCAAAACAAAUCAAAUAAAGCAGAAAUAACGAACAUAAGUCUCUUCCAUUGAUGAAAAUAGAAAAUUGAUUAUACAGAUAAGUAAACCAAUAGAAUACAGACAGAGAUAAGUAAUCCACGGCUCCUUGAGGACGAGUGAAUUGUAGAUGUAUCAAUGUUAAGUUUCUAUUCAACCUGAAGAUAAGGAGUAUGGUGAAAAAACCCCAUUCCCUUGCAUUCAGCAGAACGAUAAUUUAGUUGACUAAAAAUAAAUCCUUAAAAAGCAGAAUUUAUAAAUCUAUAAAGGGAUUGAAUCCAAGCUAGACCGCCGCUGUAUUAUUGCAAAGACAAAAGAAAGUCCAAUGGAACGAUAAAUCAAAUCACUCAAGCAUUCAUUGGAGCAGUAUUAAAUGUAAAUUUUAGUCGUUUCCGAGUCCGAGUCAGGAAGGAGUUUGGAAAACUAUGUAGCAGACAAGUACCGGCUCCCGCAGCUCUAGCUCAUGACGAAAGAAGAAAGUUGUUCAAUCGAAACAAGAGGUGGUCUAAGAUGAAUUACCGCAGCGAAAAGCAGAAACUAGGUUGUAAUAAAGUAUGAUGGAAUGCUUGUGAGAGUGAGUGAGCGAGAGGAAACUGUGUAAGGACAAAGGGAAAAUUUCACUCAACUUUUACACGAUAAAUUGCAAGAACAUGGCAACUGACCACAAAUAAAAAAGAAACAGAAUACGAAAAUCUGUAAGAUCAAAGGUUAAAUUUUGAAUUAUGAGUCGGAUGGAAGCGAAGAUGAAUCAUUUGAGAAUAAUAAACCGGUAGGAAAAUUUACCAAAUCAA